AUGGAGACAGACCGCAGUUGGAUGUACAGGAGCCACACAAACGGGCUGCUAACCACAGGGUAUAAGGAGCAUGUGAAGGAGUUUGUCCGGUUUGCAUUACGGCAUCCGGCUUGUAUGAGUGGGGUACAGAUAAAAUGCCCCUGCCCUAAGAGAGGUUGUCGAAAUACAAGCUAUCGGGAUGUCGAUGAGGUGGAAUUCCAUCUAUUGAAGAAUGGGUUCGUGAAAUGUUACCAAUUACCAGAGCAGGAUGUUGAGUUCGACUAUGAAGAUGAGGGGCCAGGUGAGUUCAGUUCCGCUCAAAGAAUGAUUCUUGAUGCGGCCGGUCCAGAAAUAACGUUUCCUGAAGAUGAGCUCCCGAAUGCUGAAGCUCAAAAAUUUUAUGAUAUGAUGCGUACGGCUGAAGAAGACAUAUGGCCUGGGAAUAGCAGACACUCUCCAUUUUCUGCAUCUGCUAAAGUGAUGGAGAUCAAGUGUCGACAUAAGGGUUCAGUAUCUUUAGUUGACGACGUAUGCGGAUUGAUACAGGAGCUGCUCCCGGAGGACAACAAGAUGCCAACGAAUUUUGCUAAAAUUAAGAAGCUGGUCAAAGGUUUGGGGUUGCCGGUUGAGGUUAUUGACUGUUGUUUUUAUAACUGUAUGAUUUAUUGGGGGGAGGACGCGGAUCUAACGCACUGCAAAGUGUGCAAUUAUGCGCGGUGGAAACCUGUGACCCACGGAAAAUCCACAAAAAGAAAGGCUAACGUGCCAUAUAGUAAAAUGUUCUAUUUUCCAAUAACUCCGAGGCUACAGAGGUUGUACGCUUCGAAAGCCACUGCUCGGCAUAUGACGUGGCACGCAGACCACGAGAUGGAUGGUGAUAAGAUGUGCCACCCUUCCGACUCUCCGGCUUGGAAACGUUUUAGUGAACUUCAUUCUGAGUUUGCCGAUGAAGGGAGAAAUAUCAGAUUAGGCUUAUGCUCCGAUGGGUUUCAGCCAUUUGCCAAUUUUGGGCAGCAGUAUUCCUCGUGGCCGGUCAUUUUGACGCCGUACAAUCUUCCCCCAGGCAUGUGCAUGAAGGAUGAGUUUAUGUUUUUAACGGUUUUGGUACCGGGGCCUAGAAAUCUGAAACACCUAAUGGAUAUCUUCCUACAGCCACUGAUUGCAGAGUUGAACCAACUGUGGGAAUGUGGAGUCCAGGCAUAUGACGUUCAUAAGCGUCAGAAUUUUCAACUAAAAGCGGCUCUUAUGUGGACAAUAAAUGACUUCCCCGCUUAUUCUAUGUUGUCUGGUUGGAGCACUGCUGGUAGAAAAGCAUGCCCGUACUGCAUGGAAAACACCGAUGCAUUCACACUGGAUAAAAGCGGUAAACAAUCGUGGUUUGAUUGCCAUCGCAAGUUUUUGCCUCCGAAUCACCAAUUCUGUCGAAAUGUUACUGAUUUCCGUAAGGGGAAACGAGAGGUCGGCAAAAGGUUUGCAGGGGUGAGAACUGGAGAUGAACUGUUAGCAGAGAUUGAUCGACUGGGGUUUAAGAAGGCAUUUGAGCCUGGUGCGAAAGUUACUAAUGCAUUACUGUCAAAAGAUCAUGGGUGGAAUAAAAAAAAGUAUCUUUUGGGAUUUGCCUUAUUGGAGAACGAAUGGUUAGCUAAAGAUCCGGCAACUGGGAGAUUUCCAAAGGCAAUGUAUGCUUUGGAUAGGGAUUCAAAACGAGUUUUGCUUGAGUGGAUUCAGAAAAUAAAGUUUCCAGACGGGUACGCGUCAAACUUGUCUAGAUGUGUUGAUCUAAAGGGGCUGAAAAUGCAUGGAAUGAAAAGUCAUGACUGCCAUGUUUUUAUGCAACGACUUCUGCCAAUCGCUCUUCGGGAGCUACUUCCGAAAAACGUGUGGGAGCCUCUAACAGAGUUAAGAAGAUCUAAACCGUAUGGAAACUGA
Mercurialis annua (annual mercury) is the source of this 1908-nucleotide messenger RNA. RefSeq lists its product as uncharacterized. NCBI's taxonomy places the organism in Eukaryota, Viridiplantae, Streptophyta, Magnoliopsida, Malpighiales, Euphorbiaceae. Bases 1 to 1908 code for a protein of 635 amino acids. The record is from RefSeq and is a predicted model, not a curated record. The transcript has 4 exons.